Molecule: messenger RNA, 3554 nt
Organism: Rhinolophus ferrumequinum (greater horseshoe bat)
Lineage: Eukaryota; Metazoa; Chordata; Mammalia; Chiroptera; Rhinolophidae
Gene: FAM161B
Product: FAM161 centrosomal protein B
Exons: 10
Coding region: 44-2323 (759 amino acids)
Biological process (GO): cilium organization
Cellular component (GO): cilium
Source: RefSeq, a predicted model, not a curated record
UCGGCGGGAUGGACUGCAGGCUGGGUGGAAAGGGGACAGGAUCAUGCAUCCACCUGGGAGCCAAUCAGAGCCCAAAGCUAAAAAGGGGCGGAACCUGAUCCGCGUCGAUAGCGCGGUUACUGCAGCAGUCACGGCAGCUUCUGUCUGCCCAGCUGAGAAGAUGACUGUGGGGAGGCCUGCGGGAACCUCUGGCGACGCUCAGAACCUUCAGAGCCGGACCUUGAGGACCCAGGAAAACCAUCACCAAGUGUCACCUGGAGGCCUGCACUGGCCUGCCCCCAUCUGGUUUCCAGCUGCAGUAAUUCAUCCUCUGGAGUCCCAUCCUGGCACCAUGCCUGCAGGCCUUUCUAAGGACACCUCAUGCCACUGUCCUCCAGCCACACUGGUCCUCUUUCUGCCUCUCCAAGAGUCAAGUUUGUACCUACUUCAGGUAUUUUCCCCCAAAUCCUCCUCAGACACAGAGGCGGAAGAGGAGCUGUCUGGGGAUGGACUGGUUUUUCCCAGGGCUGGCAAACUUGAUGAUUUCCUCAACUCAGAGGAGACAGAUUCUACUUCUCCUGCCUCAACUGGGAGCUUUUAUGAGACCCUGCAAGUACUAAAGCUGAAAGGCAGGGGGUGCCUGUUGGAAUCCUGUUCUCAGUCUGACCCAGACAGUGAUGAGAACCUCUGUGUAGAUGAGGAGGACCUGAAGAAUUUCUUCCAAGACAAAGGCAGGGGGAAGCCAUGGGUCCAGGACCGCCUGUCUCCGAGGUGUGGCUCCACAAGACGCUGCAGCUCCCUAAGCAACCUAGCCACCGACGUGGCCCAAGUUCCGUCCCAGCCACCCUCAGGAUCCAGGCCUCCUUCCCAGCACAGAAGCCUCAGCUCCUGGGCAUCAUCCAUCACCGUCCCUCAACCAUUCCGUAUGACGCUGCGUGAGGCCCGGAAAAAGGCCCAGUGGCUGGCUUCACCUGCCUCCUUUGAGCACAAGAGGCAGCAGGCCCAGAGGCAGGGCCAGGAGGAGGCAGAGUGCCACCGGCAGUUCCGGGCCCAACCUGUGCCCGCACAUGUCUACCUGCCCCUCUACCAGGAGAUCAUGGAGCGCAACGAGGCCCGAAGGCGGGCGGGGAUCCAGAAAAGGAAGGAAGUGCUCCUCUCUUCCUUGAAGCCCUUCAGCUUCCUGGAGAAGGAGGAGCAACGAAACGAAGCCGCUCAACAGAGGGAAUUGGCUGCCACCUCUAAGGCCAAGGUCUCCAAGCAGAAAACCACCAGAAGGAUCCCCAAGUCCAUUCUGGAGCCAGCCCUUGGGGACAAACUCCAGGAAGCUGAACUCUUCAGGAAAAUCCGCAUCCAGAUGAGAGCCCUGGACACGCUCCAGAUGGCCUCCUGCCCCAUCACCUCCUCCAGUCUCAGGGCCGACCCACAGCUUCGCACAGCCACCCGAACCCAGGAGGAAAAGCUCUGGUUUCUGCAAACUGACUUUGGGUUCCAGCCUCGGGUGAAUCCCGCCGUCCCUGACUAUGAAGGCCUCUACAAGGCCUUCCAGAGAAGAGCUGCCAAGAGAAGGGACACCCGAGAGGUGACUCGCAACAAGCCCUUCCUGCUGCGAACUGCCAGCCUGCGCCACACUCAGCGGCCCUGUGAUGCUGCCGCCUCCGGAGGGACGAGGGACUCUCCACAGCCACCGGCCACACCCUGGCCAAGGAGUCAUUCUCUGAGUGGCCUUGCUUCCCUCUCUGCCAACACCCUCCCUGUGCGUAUCACAGAUGCCACCAGGAAGAGGGAAUCUGCAGUCAGAAGUUCACUUGAAAAAAAAGACAAAGCAGAUGAGAGUACUCAGUGGUUGGAGAUGCACAAAAAGAAGUGUCAAGCAAUGUCUAAAUCCGUGACCUUGCGUGCAAAAGCCAUGGAUCCUCAUAAGAGCCUGGAGGAGGUGUUCAAAGCAAAGCUAAAAGAAAACCGGGAUAAUGACCGUAAAAGAGCCAAAGAGUAUAAGAAAGAAUUGGAGGAAAUGAAGAAGAGAAUACAAAUGAGGCCCUAUCUCUUCGAACAAGUUACCAAGGACCUUGCCAGGAAAGCAGCAGAACAACGGUAUCAGGACGCCCUCAGGCAGGCCGGGCUGGAUGAAGACUUUGUGAGGAACGAGGGUCGGGGCACCCAGGCUCUACAAUGGCAGGAAUGCUCAGGAGUCCAUGAUUAUCCCAGCACCCAUGAAACCACAAGACUCGGCAUCAGAAAUCCACAGCAGGAUAUAGAAGAAUCUCUAGAACAGCCUACAAGCCCCAAGAAAGAACUGGAGAAGCUGUCUGAUGAAUUGCUAGAUAAUGUCAAAUCACUUGCUUAAUCAGUACUCUUAAAAGUACUGCUUUUCAAUACUAAGCAGCUAACUUGAGAUUGAAUCAAGACAGACAAAACUACGGUUUUGAGUCAUGGCUACUCUUGGAGAAUGGGGAAAAGAAAAGUAGCUGAUAACAGGGAAUGGUUCAAAUAAAUCAAAGUGGAGAAGCUCAGGGUGGGGGAUCAGAGCCGAGUUAAGGGUUCUUGCUUUGUGCCUCGUACUUAAACUAUAGGUACUUUAAAAAAAGGGCACAAGCCCACAUGGCCCACAGGGACUAGUCAGGAAACAAAUGGGUCAGACGGGCUGGGUGUAAGAUACGGUAGCAGAAACUGGAGUCUCUGCUGGAAUACAGGUCCAGAAUUGUCAGAUCAACUGCGUUUUCAACAGAAGCCAGAAAUACGCAUGUUGGCAACUAAUUAAAAAUUACUUGAAAAUAUUACCUGGGCAAAACAAAACAUCUUGGGGAUGACAACUUCUCCUACAGGGUUUCUCAACCUCAGUACUACUGACAUUUUGGACCAGAUAAGUCUUUGUUGGGUGCAGGGAGAGGGAACUGUCCUGUACACUGUAGGUUGUUUAGCAGCAUUCCCUGGACUCGACUCACUAGAUGCCUGUAAACACCCCUUUCCCCAGUUGUGACAACCAAAAAUGUCUCUAGGUAUUGCCAGCGUCCCUGGCAUUGGGGGCAGGGGCAAAACAUCUCCAGUUGAGAACCACUCCUCUAGUAUAAAAGUAAGGCUACAGAAAGUAAGAACUGGCAUUUUAAGAAUACGUGUAAUUGACAUGAACUCAAUCUACAUAGCACAGCUGAUUAUAUGUGUUAUAACUUAAGAACUAUUAAUUACUUUAUUUAAAAAGCAGUUUUUUCCUGUUAUCUGUUUAGAAUGUGCCACUGUGAAUGUGUCAGCCUGAGGUUCAUUUUAAAUAAAUUUGAAAUUUCUCUGACAUCCAUGAUUUUCUACUAGUACAUGAUCUUUGGAAUACUUUUCUUCUCACCAAUUAGAGAUAUUCUCUCCCAGUAGCUGUAGACAGGAUGAUAGCAAGAGUGCCUACUCUAACAGAAGCAUCUUUCUCUUUUUUUUCUUAACUUUCUGGAAAAUUCAAAAGUGUCUGUUCUUAUUGCCAACUUUCCAGACUCAGACAUGGUCCCUGCUGGUGAUGACACACUGAUACUCUGAUAACUACCACCUGGGUUUGCUAAUUAAGAGAUGAGAAAAAAAAAAAAAAACAGAUGAGG